Molecule: messenger RNA, 1648 nt
Organism: Jaculus jaculus (lesser Egyptian jerboa)
Lineage: Eukaryota; Metazoa; Chordata; Mammalia; Rodentia; Dipodidae
Product: zinc finger protein OZF-like
Exons: 4
Coding region: 205-1566 (453 amino acids)
Biological process (GO): regulation of DNA-templated transcription
Source: RefSeq, a predicted model, not a curated record
UGAUACUUGUGCUUCCAGAGGCAAGUGAACAAAGACAGGAAUUCAACCUUGAACCUGUGCUCUCUUGCAAGAGCUGGCAAUUUGGGAUAAGAAAAGAUUCUUCUCUUAGAGGAGUCGGUGUCUUUUGAAGACAUAGCUGUGGACUUCACCUGGCAAGAGUGGCAGCACCUGGAUGUUGGUCAGCGAAACCUCUACAGAGAUGUGAUGCUGGAGAACUACAGCAGCCUGAAGUUCUUGGGUGAAUUAAACUCCUGGAACUGUAUGACCAAACCAGAUUUGAUCUUCAAGUUGGAGCAAGGAUUUGCACCAUGGAGUGUAGUAGAAGGCUCAAUUCAGAGGCUUCCAGAAUUAAACAGUCAACAUAAAAUGCCCUGGACAAAGGCUGAUGAUUUUCAGCAAUGCCAGAAUUCUGUUUACCACAAAUUACAUCACUCUUCUUCUCAUGGAAAAAUCACUGGUGAGAAGCUGUAUGACUGUGGGACAAGAUUGAUUUCUAAGUCACAUAUGGCUGUGCAUUAUCGAACUCACACAGGUGAUAAGCCAUAUGAGUGUAGCAAAUGUGGAGAAGCUUUCAUCUCCAAGGUAUAUCUCACUAUCCAUCAGAGAACUCACACAGGUGAGAAGCUGUAUGAAUGUACUGAUUGUGAGAAAGCCUCUACCUUCAGGUCACAAUUCACUGUGCAUCAGAGAACUCACACACGUUGGAAGCCAUAUGAAUGUACUGAAUGUCGGAAAGCCUUCAUGUCCAAGUCAUAUCUCACUGUGCAUCAGAGAACUCACACAGGUUGGAAGCCAUAUGAAUGUACUGAAUGUGGGAAAGCCUUCAUAACCAAGUCAAUUCUCACUACUCAUCAGAAAACUCACAACACUGAGAAGCCAUAUGAAUGUACUGAAUGUGGGAAAGCCUUCACCCGCAAGUCAAAUUUCACUACACACCAGAGAACUCACACAGGUGAAAAGCCUUAUGAAUGUACUGAAUGUGGGAAAGCCUUCACCUGCAAGUCAAAUCUCACUACACAUCAGAGAACUCACACAGGUGAGAAGCUGUAUGAGUGUACUAAUUGUGGGAAAGCCUUCAUUUCCAAGAAAUAUGUGAUUCUGCAUCAGAGAACUCACACAGGUGAAAAGCCUUAUGAAUGUACUGAAUGUGGGAAAGCCUUCACCUGCAAGUCAUAUCUCACUACACAUCAGAGAACUCACACAGGUGAGAAGCUGUAUGAGUGUACCGAUUGUGGGAAAGCCUUCAUUUUCAAGAAAUACCUGAUUCUGCAUCAGAGAACUCACACAGGGGAAAAGCCUUAUGAAUGUACUGAAUGUGGGAAAGCCUUCUCCUGCAAGUCAAGUCUCACUACACAUCAGAGAAUUCACACAGGUGAGAAACCAUAUGAAUGUACUGAAUGUGGGAAAGCCUUCAUAACCAAGUCAAUUCUCACCACUCAUCAGAAAGCUCACAACACUGAGAAGCCAUAUAAAUGUACUGAAUGUGGGGAAGCCUUCAAGUUCAAGUCAACUCUCACUACCCAUCAAAAAACUCACACAGGGAAAUGUAGACUAAAACUGCAUUGAGAUUCCAUCUCACUCCUGUCAGAUUGACUACCAUCAUGAAAAUAAAUGCUCAUAAAUGUUGGUGGGGAUGUGGAAAAAGAGG